Messenger RNA from Mytilinidion resinicola, 879 nucleotides. RefSeq lists its product as uncharacterized. Bases 1 to 879 code for a protein of 292 amino acids. The transcript is spliced from 2 exons. The record is from RefSeq and is a predicted model, not a curated record. NCBI's taxonomy places the organism in Eukaryota, Fungi, Ascomycota, Dothideomycetes, Mytilinidiales, Mytilinidiaceae.
AUGUCAUAUCGCCAUAAAUUCAGAGCAUGCCGUUCCGAUCAGGACCUAUUCUGGGGGUCCGGUGCCCUACUAAAGGAUCUUGUCAUUAUCCUUUGGAGUUUCAAUAAGCUUCGAGAAGUUCGACUUAACCCACAAGGUGCCGGUCACAUCCCGGGCUGGGAUGUCGACGAAAAGAAACUGCAAAGUUUCACGAUAUACAGAAACACUAUGCUUGACAGGUACCACUACCCCAGAAGGUUCUACGAUCAUGAGUUGCAUCCGGCUCGUAACACGGCCGUUUUGAUUGUUCUCACAGCUCUAGUCCAAGCCAAAGUAAAACUUGAGCGCUUUCUCACCCCAGCAGACGACACUUUUGGAAUUUCAAUGCAAAUGCUUGCGAGUAUAUCAAGCCGUCAUGUGGGAAGCGCCUUCAAGAAUCUCAGCAAACUGUCCAUAACUAUCUGCCAUGAGGGACCCUCUAUACAAUUCAAGAGUACCGAGGGUCAUAUACCGGCCCUUCCUCGUCCACUCGUGGAGCUUACUGGGAUCAUUGCAUUGUCGAACUUGAAAGAGCUACAAUUGCAGUUCCCGAACUCGACUUGCCUGUUUCGCACGACCGAAGAAGAUCUCAUGAGUUGGCUGGCCAUGUUCCCAUCAAUCCGCCGGCUGGGAUUAGGUUACGUUACUCUGAAAGGCGCUGAUUCCGACGUUUGGGACCUCGUAUUCAAGCAACUCACGAAUGGCUGGGAUCUAGACCAGCUUUGGCUCAUAGCUCCUCGAUUUGGGUUCUCGCCGCUCCCCCUUUCGCAGCUGGAGCUGGCCUUCAGCAAUUUGCAAUUGCGGGACACUCCGUCCUGGCACAUGGCAGCACGUUCAAUAUUGCACUUUGAGGACUGGUAA